GGCGCUGUGGGCGCAGCCCCUGCCCGGCCGCGGCCUCUCUUCCCGCCGCGGCGGGUCCUGCGGGCCAGGCGCCGCGGUCAUGGCGCUGCCGGUGCUUUCGAGCUCGGCCGUGAAGUUCCGGCGGGUCCUGGCACACUUCCCUCAGGAGCUCAGCCUGGCCUUCGCCUACGGCUCGGGGGUGUUCCGGCAGGCGGGGGCCGCGGCCGAGCACGGCGAGAACAAUAUGCUGGAUUUUGUAUUUGCUGUUGAUGAUUCUGUGACCUGGCAUAUGAUGAACUUGUUAAAGAACAGGAGUCAUUAUUCCUUCCUAAAAUUUUUUGGGCCAAAACAGAUAACUAGUAUGCAGAGCUACGGAGCAGGAAUUUACUACAACACUUUAGUGCCAUGUAAUGGUAGGAUGAUAAAAUAUGGUGUAAUUAGCACUGAUACCCUGAUUGAUGAUUUAUUUCACUGGAAAACCCUCUAUGUCGCUGGGCGCCUACAAAAGCCGGUGAAAAUACUGACACAGAAUGAGAAUAGCAAGCUGCAAGCUGCUCUUGUUAGCAACCUGAAGAGUGCAGUCACAGCAGCCUUUCUCAUGUUACCAGAAAGUUUCUCUGAAGAAGACCUCUAUAUGCAGAUUGCAGGACUCUCCUACUCUGGUGAUUUCAGAAUGAUAAUAGGAGAAGACAGAUUGAAAGUGCAGAACAUAGUGAAACCCAACAUUCCCCAUUUUCAGAAGCUUUACAGUAACAUAUUACAGGACUGCCCUCAAGUGGUAUAUAAGCACCAUCUGGGAAGGCUAGAGAUUGAUAAAAGUCCAGAAGGUCAAUUUGCACAACUAAUGGCUUUGCCAAAGACUCUGCAACAAAAGAUAACUUCUCUAGUAAACCCUCCUGGAAAAAACAGAGAUGUGGAAGAAAUUUUACUGCAAGUUGCUCAUGACCCUGACUGUGGAUUUGUGGUGCAUCAAGGCAUUUCAGGAAUUGUGAGAUCUUCCAGUAUAGUGCAGAGUGCUAAAACCAUACUGACAGCUGGCAUGGGCAGCUAAGUAACCUGCAUGGCUAACGAGCAGCCUGGAAUUCUCCAAGCACUCCUGCUUAGGUGUCCUGCUGCACGGUGGAAUCUGGCAGGUUGCUGGUGUCCAUUACCAGCCAGAGUGGAAUCCUACUCAGCUGGACAUACCUUGCAGUAGAUGAGAAAGGGCUUGAAAAAGCACAAUGUAUUAGUUUGGUGAGGAUCUGCAGUACACACAGGGGCAAAGAAAUCUGUAACUUACAGUAUGAAGAAAUUAUAUAAAAUGACAAAGGGAUGGUUAAGGAAGACAUCUUGAGUCUUGACGUAGUAUGUAUGGGUAAAUAAAUGGUACUUUUUCUCUAAAUAUUUUGCAGAUGCCACUUUGCAUACUUGAGAAGAUUACAAUGCAUUUAAGAAGUCUGUUCUAAUGAUUUACGUGCCCAAUUUUAUGAAUGAAAUAGGAACGUUUUAAUGGGAGAAGGUUUGCUGAUAAUAGGGCAAAGGAAUUCUACUCUGUAAAUACUGAACUGUAUUUUCUUAUAUACUAGAGCUUAGGUUUUCAGAAACCCCUAGUAAAAAGAAUUGAUUGUAGAUAUGAAUGAAAACCCAAAACCACUCAUUUUCUAUGUAUUGCUAGCUUUAUUUUCCAAAAUACCCUGAGGCUCUUUCAAAAUAAUCAAGUUCUUUCAGGGACUUAUAGAACUGGAGAGCCCACUGAAUUUUAUGUAGAUAUGAAACUGUCCUUUCACAUUUCUGCAUUGACAAGUUCAUCCUUAGAAUUCUUCUGAGGAUCCUCACUGGAUACUUCUGCAGGGCAGACCUUAUGGAAAGGACAUUUCUUCUCACGUGUGACGUUCUGAAUCCAAAAAACUUCCACGGUGACUUUUGGUGUGGGACAGAGAAAUGAGCAGCUUGUCAGGUGUCACGUUUCAAUCCUUUUAUAAAAAUUCUUUUAUGAGCCUGAGAUGAAAACUGCCCAACUCAUGGCUUAGCCUUGUCAGAAGAGCCAGAGUUGGAGGGAAAAUCAUAAUUCCAUGGACCUACUUGUGCAGACUUAUGAAAUAUGUGUUGUUUGGCAAAAGAUUCUAUCAAAGCACUUUGGAGUUGGGAAUAUUAUGAACAAAAGCACAUAUUGUUUGAUUCUUUGAUUUUAUUUUUUUUCCCCUGAAAAUACUGUCCACAAAGGUGAAACUUGUUUUCCCUUUAAAAAUUAGCUAAACUAAAGAAAAUUGGAGUUUUACAUAAUGUGUCAAUCAUGCCAUUAAAGAUUGGACAUUUCUGGCAGUUUUCAUGUGUGGUGCAAUAAAUUUGGAGGACCUUUUGUAAACAGAAUAUUUUUCGCACUCAGGUGGGUUUCCUACUUUAGGAAGUUUGUCUUAUUAGAAAUAAAUUGAGACAAAAUUUAAUUUUGUUUGUGAAAAUGUCAAUGAUAAAAAUAAUUUAAUGGUAAAAAAUGGAAAUAAAAUGUAUCUUUCCUGAUUAGCAUGUAUUUUUUUUUCUUGUGUAUUAUCUGAUCAGUAGGGUUAUCUCAAGCCACAUUUAAUUUAGUGAUCUCACUUUAAAUUAUUGGAAUGAAGUUGUCUGCUAAUUGUUUCCAGGGAGCAGUUCAAAGCAUGAAUUUAAGAAAGACAACAGAAAAUAUAUUAUUGUAUGUAAUACGACUCAUGCAGGCUUACUUUAAUCAUAGGACAACUUUAAAAUAUUGAUUAUUUUUAAAUAUUUGAGUUUGACAUUUUGAACCAGAGUCAGGAAAUAAAUGUGUCCCCUUUUUAAAAUUAUUAUCUUGAAAAAUAUUAUUCCUGUGAAAUAGUAAAGAAAUUACUGUGAAAAUUUCUAAGGCCAUAGGUAGAUUCCUAAAACCUUGCAUUAUCCAUUGGUGAUAGAUCUAGAAUGUGUGAGCCAAAUCCCCUCAAAUGUCCCUUUGCUGAUAUUAGAAGGCUCACGAGCUUUUAUGGUGAUGAAGAAUGUUUGUAUGUGUGGUAUUAGCAUUCUCUGUCCCCCCUUACUAAUGGAAGAGGCCAAAUUCCCCAAUUUGAAAAGUUUACCAUAUAAGAAAUGGAACCAGGGGCUUUAAGCCACUGCUUAAAUAAACUUAACUUGGGUUUUGGCUGGAUUUUUUUGUUUGCAUGAAGAGGUUACUUUGUAGAUAAUCUAGAAGUCUUUUAUACAUAAUACACCCUAUCCACCUUAAAAUUAACCUCAUAUGUAGUGAGGACUUACAGUAGCCAUGCCAUUUUUAACGUUUCAGCAUAAGCUCUGGUAAAAGAAAUCUGAAAUCAGAUGUUGACUUGCUUAGGUGUGCUCGGUGGGAAGCUCUUAAGAACACAGAAUACUGAUCCCAGUGCUAGAAACAGACCCCGACAGAUACAAAGCUUUUGGACAAAUGAACAGCCUGAGAAAAGAUUCAGGAUGGAGCCAUGGCCUUCUGAAUGAAAUAGUUACCAGGCUGUGUGGGAAGGGGUCUAAGAGAGCCUUCGCUCCUUCCGAAGAAGAGGACGCCAACCACUGGUGAGGAUUUGUCCUCGACAAAUUCAGAGAGAUCAUUCCUAAUGAACCUGUAUUUUCUGUGUGAAUUCUGUUCCUCUAGUCAACUUUU
Neopelma chrysocephalum (saffron-crested tyrant-manakin) is the source of this 3592-nucleotide messenger RNA. RefSeq names its product TAM41 mitochondrial translocator assembly and maintenance homolog (gene TAMM41). Gene Ontology annotation, biological process: CDP-diacylglycerol biosynthetic process; cardiolipin biosynthetic process. Gene Ontology annotation, molecular function: phosphatidate cytidylyltransferase activity. Bases 80 to 1030 code for a protein of 316 amino acids. The transcript is spliced from 10 exons. Gene Ontology annotation, cellular component: mitochondrion. NCBI's taxonomy places the organism in Eukaryota, Metazoa, Chordata, Aves, Passeriformes, Pipridae. The record is from RefSeq and is a predicted model, not a curated record.